AAAUUUAUCAGAGUUCCUUGAAAAAUUAUUCUCGACUUCAACAAAAAGUAAUUUUACAUUACAAAAUCCUCAUAAUGAAGGAAUGGAUGAAUUAGGAUUUGGUAAAAGCGGUAUGGUUAUGAACAGUGAAUUAAUUAGUUGGAAAAGAAAUAGAAUGUUAUCUGUACUCUUGCUCAUGAAUGCAAGUUAUUUGAAAAAUCAAGUGAAUUUAACACAAAAAUUGUGUUGGUUGGAUACAAAGGUUCAUUUAUUAUCUCAAUAUUGUGAAAACCUUCUUAUACAUUACAAUCCCUUUACAACUCUUUGCCAAAAAGUGAUGAUUCAAUCUAAAAGAACAAAUAUUCAAGUGUAUAUAAAUCAAGUAAUGCGCUUCUUAGACAAGAUCAUUCAUUUUUCAAAGUCUGUAUUUGAUAACGAAAAACAAGAUGACAUUACGCAGAAUAGUUCCAAGGUAAAUUAUAAUGAUGUAACUGAUGAUGUGAUUAGAUCGAACUUAAUUGAAGUGUUUAUUAGUGAAAUUGAUACAGCAGAAAGUUCAUUGAGUUUCAUCAUGUAUUACUUGUGUAAGUAUCCCUAUGUGAAAAAACGACUAUUUGAUGAAAUUGACGUAAUUUUCUCAUCAAACACCUUGCGUGAUAUCACUUUCAAAGAUAUUGAAAAUUCGAAUACGCUGAAGCCAUAA
Funneliformis geosporum is the source of this 682-nucleotide messenger RNA. NCBI's taxonomy places the organism in Eukaryota, Fungi, Glomeromycota, Glomeromycetes, Glomerales, Glomeraceae. The record is from the annotation of a GenBank genome assembly.